CGGAAAAAUAGAGGUAUAAAUGUUCAAUAUACAUAAAUACAAGGUGGAAAUCUCAACAUAAACAUAACGUCAGCAUUGGGCCCACAAAAGCCUAUAAAUAGUAACACAUCCCACUUUUUCCGAACCUUUUCGCGCCUCCUCACGACUCUUGCACGACCCACGGCCCGAUUCAACUCCGUACAUAAACCCUAGUCGGUUCAAAAAAAAAUUAAUCCUCAAUCGUUUUCGUUGAUUUCUCUCGCAAAAAAUGCCGAUUAAGCGUUCUCGCACUUCAAGAUCCUGUGCGCAUUUGGAAAAUGAAGAUACCGGUGCUAAUGUUCAGAUACGGCAGGCGGAGCAGUCGUCUUCCGCCGCUGGAGCUCGGAAUAAGAUGGCAAGAACAUCAAUGUCAGAGGAUGAAGUAGCGAAUCCACCAAAUCAGCUGCGAGAAGUGGCUUUUACAGUUGAAUCACUGCCACCGUCACCUCAACGUCAACCACCGCCACUUCAGACCCAGCUCACGGAGGGAGGCGUAUUUUCACUACACAUAAAUCCGAGGCUUCCACCGGCAUUACUCGAUGUAUGUAACUUUUGUAAGAGAAGGAUUGGACCAGAGGAAGAUCGGUACAUGAACGGAGGAUUGGAAGCAUACUGUUCUCCUGCAUGUCGUGCAAAAUUCAACAACUUGAUGAUAGCAGCAGGGAAACGAUCUCCUGAUGAAGAACCUUCUAUGAAUCGCCUUCAAUGGAAUAAGAAGAAGUGAAAGAUUAUAUGAAUAUGUAUAUACAUAAAUUAAACAAUUAAGUAGAGUAAGGUUCUAUGAAUAUAAGAUAAUAAUUAAAGAAUACCGCAAGAAAAUGGUUCUUUUGAUCGACUUUAAAAUGUUUCUAUUUGCAAAUGUUGUUUUUUCUUUUUUUAAAUUUGAAAUGGUUAUUAAAUUAUUUUAUUUUUAUAUUUUUAUAUUUAUUUUAAUACGGCAUUCAUAACUAUUUAAUAGGAAGGGGCCUACCUAACCCCGAACCACCCCUUGUGACGACAAAACUCUAUGUUAUACCUUCCUUCAUUUUUCGCCACUAUAUGUCAUAUUUGUGUCAAAACUCUAUGUUAUACCCCAACCCCGAACCACCCCUUACUAAUUAUUCAAACCAUUUUAUACCUACUUUUCACUUUUUGUACAAGUCAUUGUAGCAAGAUGUACACCAGGGAAGAAGGGAAGGGUAGAGGGAGAGAAAAGAGACAACUCACAAAAGAGAAAGGGAAGAUGAGAAAGAAAGAGAGAAAAUGAUGUCAACAUCACAUCGAAGGGAGAGGAGCGUGGCGGCGACCCUAGGCGGCACAAUAUUCCCAUCGGCCAUGUCAGUACCUCGUUCCCCGUCAAGAAGAGUAUAACACAUAGCCUAAAUUGCAACACCAUCCCCAUCCCCUCCCUUCGUUUUCUCCAACAAGAAGUACCACUGCGUUGUCAAUGAAAACUCAAGCAAAAUCAAACAAAAAUUACACCAUAACUUUAAACAAAAAAUUAAAAAAAAAAUCAAGAAACUUCAAAGAACAACUAAACCAUUUUUAACACAAAUUUAGUUAUGAACUUUUGUAUAAUCUAUAUUCCCUCUCUAAAGAUUCAUAUUGGUUUUGGCUCUAAACUUUUAUACAAGCUCUAAACUCUCUUAAAAAGAUGCCUAUUGGCUCUGGUUGUGGCUAUGAAUUCAGUAUCAUGGUUACUUGAAUUAGGUCAAAAGUGAUUAAAGAAUAAAGCGGUAAUGUAUAUAAUUAUUAAAGAAUCUAAGAAUUUUGGCAAGAU
Lactuca sativa (garden lettuce) is the source of this 1777-nucleotide messenger RNA. NCBI's taxonomy places the organism in Eukaryota, Viridiplantae, Streptophyta, Magnoliopsida, Asterales, Asteraceae. The record is from RefSeq and is a predicted model, not a curated record.